ACACGAACUCACUCCUCUCAUCAAAAUAUUUUCCUUUUAACAAACAAUAAUUUGAUAUUAUUUCAAAUUACGUUGAGGGAAAAUUAAUCUUUAAUCAUGGCAAAGAUCUCCUUUGUGCUUCUCGUUGUCACACUUAUUGUCUUUCAACAAGUCUGUGAGGCUCAUCGUCCGAUAGAUUUCAACGAAGAAGUACUUGAAAAGGACUUACAUGAAGCCAAAGACUUGAUAGAAGAAGACUUGAAAGAAAAAGAAACGAGCAUCAGGAACUUGGAAAGCGAGGUUAGUUUGUUAACCAAAUCAGAGAUGAUGCUUACUCAGCUCGAGCAUGCUUACAAAAAUGGGAAGAGUCUUGAGCGUUUCGGGAAAAGACUCAAGAAAUUCAACAGGAGGAUCAAGCGGGCUCCUGAGGAAGUGAGGUACGUUUCCAUUAUCCAAUCCAUUUUGAAGGAUUUGGGAUUAAACGGAGGGAGAAAUUAAAAAGAAAAAAAUAAGAAUUAGGGUUUGAUGCGUUCAAAGGAGGUUUGAAAUUUCGCCCAUGGAGUUUGGCUUUACAAGUGAGGGGAGCAAAAUCAUUUGCCCAUAGUAUAUUUAAUUGCAUCAAUUGAAUAAUAAAUCAAUUGUAAUACAAUUAAAUGAAAUGUAUUACUACUAAUAUUGUUUUUUUUUCCUGCUGAGAUUUUGUUAAUUUAGUUAUCUCGCAAUGUAUCUUAAAAUAGUUACAGAAAUAUAACAGAUACUUUUUGUUUUU
Messenger RNA from Arabidopsis lyrata subsp. lyrata, 748 nucleotides. RefSeq lists its product as uncharacterized. The coding region runs from base 97 to 477 and encodes 126 amino acids. The transcript has a single exon. NCBI's taxonomy places the organism in Eukaryota, Viridiplantae, Streptophyta, Magnoliopsida, Brassicales, Brassicaceae. The record is from RefSeq and is a predicted model, not a curated record.